Eupeodes corollae is the source of this 1041-nucleotide messenger RNA. It is a transcript of the gene 140up, whose product is annotated as RPII140-upstream gene protein. The record is from RefSeq and is a predicted model, not a curated record. NCBI's taxonomy places the organism in Eukaryota, Metazoa, Arthropoda, Insecta, Diptera, Syrphidae. The transcript has 5 exons. The coding region runs from base 77 to 862 and encodes 261 amino acids. Gene Ontology annotation, cellular component: mitochondrion.
ACCUUUAGCCAAACCAUACUUCUUCCAAAAAUUAAAACUCUUGAAAUAAGUUUAAAUCACAAAAUAAACAAAUGAAAUGAGUUUUCUAAGACAAAAUUCGCGUUUCCUAAUAGCAGGCUUGCUUCCUUUAAGUGAUAAAGAAAAUGACAUCAUCUCCAAAGACACCCGAACCUACAAAGCCUUCCUAGAGAGGCCGCCUUCAAAAGAAACCGGCCUCGAUAGGAUUAAGGAAAUGUUUAAAGUCGAUGAAUUUGGAAGUAUAUCCCCCGAAUUAAAUGCUGUCUAUCAAGCUGGCUUCGUUGGUUUUCUGUUCGGUGGUAUCUACGGAGGAUUCAUCAACUCUCGAACAGCGUAUGAAGAUUUCAUGAAUAAUAACCAAGCUUCUGCAUUUAAAUCUCAUUUAGAUGCAAAGAGAAAACUGCAAAACGAAUUCACUGUGAGUUUUGCCAAAGGAGCCUUCAAAUGGGGCUGGCGAGUCAGUCUAUUCACAACCUCAUAUUUUGGCAUCAUAACCCUUAUUUCGGUUUACAGAGAAAAAUCGUCAAUCUAUGAGUAUCUUGCUGCUGGUGGAAUCACAGGUGGUCUUUAUAAAAUGAACAUGGGACUUAAGGGAAUGACUGCAGGAGGCAUAAUCGGUGCAGCCUUCGGAGGCAUUGCCGGACUGGCGUCGUUGGGAGUACUCAAGCUAUCCGGCACAUCAAUGGAAGAAAUUCGUUACUGGCAAUACAAGUGGCGCCUGGAGCGUGACGAUAGCGUUCGAGAAGCAUUCAAGAGUCAAAACGAGACACAACAAAUAGUGAUCAACCACGAUGCAAAUCUCGGCGAAGCUGGACAAAAGAUUUCCCUCGACGCAGUCAAUUAGGAGACAAACAAAAAUAAAAACAACCAUAUUCUUCAAUGAGAGAAUUAGAAAAUAUAUUGCUUUAUUGCUGACAAAAUAACACAAAAUAAGAAAAUACACGAACACAAAAGAGAAUAUGUAUAUAAUAUAAUAAUUGUAAAAGUAAAUCGCAGCUUGAGUUAACGGUAAGCACAAAUCCA